GAUCACACUGAGUUCCUCACACUGCGCUUCUGCUUUCAGAGUUGAAGAAAUCCCAUGAAUAUUCUCAAGUGCACAUGAACUGCGGUCACUCUGUGAGAGGACACUCUGGACUCCGGCAUGUGACUGAGCUGAAAGAUGACUUUACUGGCAGGCGAUGGUUCGGAUUAUGACUACAGUGCCCUGAGCUGCACCUCCGACACCUCUCUGAACGCUCCACCUGUCCACGAGCAGGAGGCCCUCAAGGGGGUUUAUUACAAACGGGCGCAGCGACUGCCUCCAACCGACCCAAACUUCUCAGAUGCCCUGCAUCCUGACACCAACCUGCCGUCCUGCGCCCAGAGGCUACAUGUCAUCAUCAAUGUGGGCGGCCUGCGCUACCAGUUCCCCUGGACCACUCUGGAGGAUUUCCCCCUAUCACGUUUGGGACAGUUGCGUCUGUGCAGUACUUUCGAUGAAAUCAUGCACAUAUGCGACGAUUAUGACGUGGUCCACAACGAGUUCUUUUUUGACCGGAGUCCCUGUGCCUUUCGCACCAUCCUGACCUUCCUACGCGCCGGGAAACUGCGCUCUCUGCGGGAGAUGUGCGCUCUGUCCUUCCAGGAGGAGCUGCUUUACUGGGGUGUCCCAGAGGAGAGUCUGGAGUGGUGCUGUCGGCGGAGGCUCCUGCAGCGGGUGGAGGAGUGUGAUGAGCUGGAGCGCGUGGCGGAGGAGGACGAGGAGGAUGAAGACGACAGCGAGAGCGGUUUGGCCAGAGAGUCUCGUCUGGGACGCUGCAUGGGGAAACUGAGGGACAUGGUGGAGAAACCACAUUCAGGGCUGCCAGGGAAGAUCUUCGCCUGUCUGUCGGUCCUGUUUGUCACAAUAACUGCCAUCAAUCUGUCCAUAAGCACCAUGCCUGCCAUGAGAGAGGAGGAGGAGACUGGCAAAUGCUCUCAGAUGUGCUACAACAUCUUCAUUGUGGAGACGGUGUGCGUGGCUUGGUUCUCGCUGGAGUUCACUCUGCGCUUCAUCCAGGACCGCAGCAAGCUUGCCUUCCUCCGUCGGCCACUCAACCUAAUCGACGUCAUCGCCAUCUUGCCCUACUACAUCACACUGGUGGUGGACAGCACCUCCACGGGGGAGAAGCGGCUGGGCUCGGGCAGCAGUUACCUGGACAAAGUGGGCCUUGUGCUACGUGUUCUGCGGGCACUGCGGAUCCUCUACGUUAUGCGUCUGGCAAGACACUCACUAGGACUCCAAACGCUUGGUUUGACAGCACGUAGAUGUACACGGGAGUUUGGUUUACUCCUGCUAUUCCUCUGUGUCGCUAUAGCUCUUUUUUCCCCACUGCUCUACCUGAUUGAAAACGAAGCCGCAGCCACUAGGGAGUUUAGCAGCAUCCCUGCCACAUACUGGUGGGCUGUUAUUACAAUGACCACAGUUGGUUAUGGAGAUAUGGUGCCGCGCAGUAUCCCAGGACAGGUUGUGGCGCUUAGCAGUAUCCUCAGUGGGAUCCUGCUCAUGGCGUUCCCGGUAACCUCCAUCUUCCACACUUUCUCCCGCUCCUACGUAGAGCUCAAGCAGGAACAACAGCGGCUGCUCCAACGCAGGACUCACUUCCUACUGCGCAGCCGCAUCGCAGGUCUGGGCAGCGACCUGUCUUUGGAAAGCGACGUGCUGUUUCCUAGUGUGUCGUCUGAACAUAGAAACCGAGAGGAGUAGACGUACAGGAUUGGGGAUGUGUGGAAUAUGACGCAGCUUCUAUUUUUUUUUUAUAUAUCUUGAGUAUUUUUUUUGCGUAUUAUUCGACAACUGUUAUUUUAAAGACAUGCUCAGUUCUGAACCAUCCAGUAGAGUUUAGAGUGUCCCUAUUAUGUAGAGAGAUAGUGAUUCACUCAGAUCACAUUUGAUUCAUUAUUUUGAUUUCACCA
Danio aesculapii is the source of this 1910-nucleotide messenger RNA. RefSeq names its product potassium voltage-gated channel, subfamily G, member 1 (gene kcng1). Gene Ontology annotation, molecular function: delayed rectifier potassium channel activity. The transcript has 3 exons. The coding region runs from base 136 to 1701 and encodes 521 amino acids. Gene Ontology annotation, biological process: regulation of delayed rectifier potassium channel activity; potassium ion transmembrane transport; protein homooligomerization. The record is from RefSeq and is a predicted model, not a curated record. Lineage: Eukaryota; Metazoa; Chordata; Actinopteri; Cypriniformes; Danionidae. Gene Ontology annotation, cellular component: voltage-gated potassium channel complex; membrane.